Messenger RNA from Apodemus sylvaticus (European woodmouse), 3113 nucleotides. RefSeq names its product eukaryotic translation initiation factor 4E family member 2 (gene Eif4e2). The record is from RefSeq and is a predicted model, not a curated record. Bases 94 to 804 code for a protein of 236 amino acids. The transcript is spliced from 8 exons. Lineage: Eukaryota; Metazoa; Chordata; Mammalia; Rodentia; Muridae. Gene Ontology annotation, molecular function: translation initiation factor activity; RNA 7-methylguanosine cap binding. Gene Ontology annotation, cellular component: eukaryotic translation initiation factor 4F complex; cytoplasm. Gene Ontology annotation, biological process: translational initiation.
CCUCGCCAACCGGAAGUAGCCGGGCCCUUAGCGAUGGGACCCGGCAGAGCGGAAGUCACUCCGUGAGGCAGUGGCGACAGCGGCGGCGAGAGGAUGAACAACAAGUUCGACGCCUUAAAAGAUGAUGACAGUGGAGACCAUGAUCAGAAUGAAGAAAACAGCACACAGAAAGAUGGUGAGAAGGAAAAAACAGACCGAGACAAGAGCCAGAGUGGCGGCAAGAGGAAGGCUGUUGUUCCUGGACCAGCAGAACAUCCCCUGCAGUACAACUACACCUUCUGGUACUCUAGGAGAACUCCUGGCCGUCCCACCAGUUCACAGAGUUAUGAACAGAACAUCAAACAGAUUGGCACCUUUGCCUCUGUGGAGCAGUUCUGGAAGUUUUACAGCCACAUGGUACGUCCUGGGGACCUGACAGGCCACAGUGACUUUCAUCUCUUCAAAGAAGGGAUUAAACCUAUGUGGGAGGAUGAUGCAAAUAAAAAUGGGGGCAAGUGGAUCAUUCGACUCCGGAAGGGCUUAGCCUCCCGCUGCUGGGAGAAUCUCAUCCUGGCCAUGCUGGGGGAGCAGUUCAUGGUUGGGGAGGAGAUCUGCGGGGCUGUGGUCUCUGUCCGCUUUCAGGAGGACAUUAUUUCUAUUUGGAAUAAGACUGCCAGUGACCAAGCAACCACAGCCCGAAUCCGGGAUACUCUCCGGCGCGUGCUUAACCUACCUCCCAACACCAUUAUGGAGUACAAAACUCACACCGACAGCAUCAAGGCCUGGGAGGAGUUUCAUGGCCUGGUGAACAGCAGCGGCCGCUGAUCGGACGCUCCCCCUCUGUCUCUCACACUCAGGGGACAAUUCAAGCUUUCGAAAUACAAAAAUCACAUUGUGAAAGCGCACAAGCUGGCAGUAAUCCUUUUCUGUUUGUGUGUUUGUCUGCAUUGGAUGCGAGGCUCAGGCAGCUCUUCUGUCUGUUCACUGAGGGGUGUGCCUAAACCAUGAGCUCCCCUUGUGCACUCGUUCCUGGAAGAUGGACUCUGCUAGACACCUCCCAGCAUUGCUGACCUUAUAAGGCGGGAAGAAUGGGGAAAGUGUGACUAUGUAACAGACAAACACUUGUUAGCUGGGUUCUGUGCAGGAGUACAGCUGUCUUCUUGCUGUGUACUAUCCAGAUGCCUCUUGGCAUCCUGCUGCAUCUCCUGCUGUGCGAGGGACUUGAGGACCGACCACAUGUCUGUGCCCUGUGCUGGGUCUAGGUUGAGCGUUAUCAGUAUUAUGAAUGCUUGCACAUCCAGGGACAGCCUCUGCCUAGAGCUGAAGAGAACCAAAUGCCUCUCCCAGCUCUUCUGUUAAGUUAUUGUGUACUCCUCUCCCCUAAGCCCAGCACUUUGAACAUGUGUUAAGAUAUGAUGACAGCCCCUUUGCGCCUUACACCUCCAAUGGGACUCCUCUUCUUGGGCACUGCAGCACUUAAAUUGUGAUCCCGGGCAGGCAGCACAGGUUUUGCUGAGGAAACCUAAGGCAUCUGCCCUUUAAGAAAAGCUGAAGAAGAAUGCAGUUCAGUCAGAAGUGCAGGUCCUGCGUGUAGGGUUGGGGCCAAGGCCAGUGACUGAAACCUGUCUCCCAUGUGAGCAGACCAUCUGUGCUGAACAUGCCCUGUGGGGUUUGCCUGUCUGUCAUGGAGGAGGAAGCAAUGGCUGGUUAGUGCCACAUUAAAACAGUGCAGAUCCCACAGAGCUGAAAUGGAUAACGGAAGAAAUGGCAACCUUGCUCCAUUUGAUGGCUGUGUCUAUCAGCUGUGGUUGGAAGACUUCUGGUCCGUGACACCUGGAUGUAGACAAAUUGUCCAGAUCCCUCAAUGCCCAGAAGGCUCCUACAGGCAUGUCUUCAUCAGAGAAGCUGACUUUGGGAGCCUAAGGCCAGAGAGGUCAAAAGAGCAGCCAAGAUCAAGGCAAAAAUGGGCAGCUGCAGCAGCUUCAAGUGCUCUGUUCUGGGCUCUUGUGAGCCAAGAUGGCAGUACCUUAAAUUAAGGCCUCUCUUAAAGCAUAUCCCUGACGCCUGGGUGGGGUUCCUUGGCUACAGGUCUCAGGAACUCUGAAGAUAACAGCAUCUCCUUGUAUCCAUCACACUUUUCCAGCUUUCCAGUCACUGUCUGGGGAUGCUUUGCCCUGAAAGAACAGUACAGGGCCAAGAGGGAAGGUGUUUCUGCUGUGAAGCCAUCUGAGAAGAAAGUCCAACAGUGAUUGAAGCUCCAGGAAUCCGAAGGAUGCAUUCUGGGGUGGUUGUGAAGGGCUCAGCAACACCAGAGCAUCACUGACUGUCGGGGAGGCAAAGGCUGCCUCUGGAGGCUUGACUAAGGAAACCUCAUUUUUGCCUCGAAAAUUCCAAAGAGCAGACAUUUGGACUUGCCUUCCUAUGGGCAUCUCUCUGGCUUGUGUGUGUGUGUGUGUGUGUGUGUGUGUAUGUGUAUACAUGUUUAUGAGUGAGGCCUGUGUCAGGUCUAGUGGUCUGGUUAGAUGUUUUGUUUGCCUUUUUAAUCUCAUUUGUUCAGAUAAUUGAACCUCUUAUGUUUUCUAGAGCAACUUGUCUUUCCCCGUCCUCUUGGUCAUAGUAUUUGACAGUUGGGUUUUUUUCCCCCUCCCAUCCAAAGUGUGCUCAUUAGAGGGGUUCUCACUGUCAGGCAGCAGCUUAACCCCAGUGUUCUUCCAGGUGCUCUGCCUAACAGCUUAAGGGGAAAUUGAAUGAAUACAGUUUGCCCAAACCACCCACUCUUUCAAGCUAGCUGGAGAAAUCUCUCCGUUUAUUUUGACUCCACAGGAGCCAGUGUGAGCAGCACGAUAGCUGCUGCUAGACAAGGGGGACGGCGUAUGUGCUCUUCUCCCUUCUGCCCUCGAGACCCACUCCUCUCAAGAGCCUUUCUCUUUGUUCUUUUGCUCACAUUUGUGUAUUUUCCCUGUGACAGUGGCAGUGGGGUACUUUUUCAUCCAGAGAAAAACUUGUCAGUGCUCCCAAGAAUGAAUUUCCAGGGAUGUGCGGGAGGGGAAGGAGCAGAGGCUGUGGCAGCGUGUUCAGUGUUGCACUUUGAGAGGAUUGUCUACUGCAGUAAUAAAUGGAAAGUAUCAGCAAGA